CUGCUCCCCUUGCAGCGGGGGGACGGCGUCAAACCCCCAAGAUGGCGGCGGCGGCGGCGGCGGAGGAGCGGAUGGCCGAGGAAGGAGGCGGCGGCCACGGUGACGGCGGCUGCCCGUCGGCCAUGGGCUCUUCCCAGCGGCUGCCCCCGCCGCCCCCGGCCCAGCCGCCGCCCCCGGGGUCCCAGACGCCCCCCGCCCCGGCGCUGGCGGCGGACCAGAUGCCCCCAAACAACACGCUGGUGGCGCUGCCCAUCGUCGCCAUCGAGAACAUCCUCAGCUUUCUGGCGUACGACGAGAUCAGCCAGCUGCGCCUGGUUUGUAAGAGAAUGGACUUGGUCUGCCAGAGGAUGUUAAAUCAGGGAUUUCUAAAAGUAGAGAGGUACCAUAAUCUGUGUCAGAAGCAAGUUAAAGCACAGCUCCCGAGGAGGGAAUCAGAAAGGAGAAACCAUUCACUCGCUCGCCACGCGGACAUCCUUGCCGCUGUGGAGACGCGGCUGUCACUACUAAACAUGACUUUCAUGAAGUACGUGGACUCCAAUCUCUGUUGCUUCAUCCCAGGAAAGGUGAUCGAUGAGAUUUAUCGUGUGUUGAGAUACGUCAAUUCCACCAGAGCCCCUCAGCGAGCUCAUGAAGUUCUUCAAGAGUUGAGGGACAUCUCCUCCAUGGCGAUGGAGUACUUUGACGAGAAGAUCGUCCCGAUUCUCAAGAGGAAGUUGCCGGGUUCAGAUGUCUCUGGGAGACUCAUGGGCUCUCCUCCAGUUCCAGGACCUUCUGCAGCCCUGACGACAAUGCAGCUCUUCUCCAAACAAAACCCUUCAAGACAAGAAGUCACCAAACUGCAGCAGCAGGUCAAGACUAACGGUGCCGGUGUGACUGUCCUCAGGCGUGAAAUCUCCGAGCUCCGCACCAAAGUGCAAGAACAGCAAAAGCAGCUGCAGGAUCAGGACCAGAAGCUGCUGGAGCAGACCCAGAUAAUAGGCGAGCAGAACGCACGGUUGGCAGAGCUGGAACGCAAGUUGCGGGAAGUGAUGGAGAGCGCGGUAGGAAGCUCGUCGGGGGCUGGGCAGAACGAAGAGUCGCCUCGAAAGCGAAAAAAGGCGGCCGAAGCCAUAGACUCCCUGAGAAAGUCCAAGCGUCUCCGGAACAGGAAGUAAGUGGAGCGUGGGCCUCGCUCCAGAGGAAGCCUUUGGCUUGGUCGCUUCUGCAGCCGGGCUUAUCGGGACGCGUGAGCAGCGUGUGCGCCCCGUGGCUGCCCGGCCUUCAGGACACAGCCUCAACUUGAACUGUCACAGCUGGGACAUUCUCUUCCUGCUUCUCCUGGUUGAACCGAUGCACAGAAUCUUUUUACUUUGCAAUAGAUUUGUACUAACCAGACCUGUUCUAUCAUGUUUUGAGGAGUUAACUUUUUGUUGUUGCUGUUGUUAUUGUUCUCUGUGCAGAUAAUGUUUAAAGGAAAUUUAUUUGUUUCUGCAUAUAUGCACAUGAUUACAUAAGGGUCUUCAACCAGUCUCGACAGACUAGAAGUUAAGUUUAAUACAGAAAAUGUCCUGUUCACUUGAAAGAAAAGAUCUACUUUUUAAAAUGGACGGUAUCUUGUUUUAAAAAAGAGAGAGAGAGAAAAGGAAAAUGUUGGCUUUUUGUUAUAAGUGACCUUUGUCUGGAAUGUCUGAAAAGUCGUCAAUGCUUGUUGGUAUCGAAGUCCCGGGCAACUUAAACGGACUUCCGUAGUAUUGACCGUAGAGGGGCCUGUCCAGUAUUGACUCUAUAUUUUUAUAAACUGCUGGCAAGGGACGUACCCGGUUGUUCUCUACGUGUUUCCAGUUUCUCUUUGGGGGCCACGUCCUACAUUUGCACGGAUGGAUGCAUGCAUUGCCUAGUCAGCUCACUUUAAAAAAGCUCUUGCACUGGUAUUAGUCUUGAACCUCUAGACUUCACUUCCUAGAACAGCGUCUUAGUGUAUGUAAGCCGCUUAAUAUCUUCCAAACACAACAGCUUGCCUCUGGCGGGGGGGGGGUUUGUUGGUCCACUUGUCCUCCGCUUUUAUAGGAACGAUAGAGCAUUAAGUCCUCUCCCCCCACCACUUCCCCUGGUCUCUGGUUCGGGCACACUGGCUAAGACAGAGCCCCCUAUUCCGGGGCUCCUCGUAUCAGUGUCAGACCCCUGGUAACGAGUCCUCUUCCAUCCUCACUGCUGAGUGUGCUUGUCAUCGACCAGUGUGGUGAUGAAGUAAGGGGUGCAGUUUUGCCACGGAGAGAAAGUUCAGUGAAGGUUAUACCAUGAAAGGAAAAUAAUAAUAAUAAUACACACACGCAUUUGGAUCAUUUCAUUGCUGGGAGAUGACCGGAGGGAAGGAAGCCUUUUUAAUAUCCAAGCUUCCCUUUCCCUCCAACCUUAAACAAAAGCUUUAAUUUUGUUUGCACUCCUGUUUCGAGCUUGUAACUGGAAAGCAUGUCUUGCACUGUUCAACCUUCUGAGUGGUCACUUUAACAGCCUCCAAUUCGUAUAACAGUGGCCACUUUCCCCAGUUGUAUAUUUUUGAGACAUUUAGCUACUUACUGUCCUAGUGUCAUUUUAAUGUACUAAAUUAUGUCAUUAUUAUUUCCCUGUUAAGUUCUUUAAACAGCUGUUGCCUUGGGCUCCAGUUAUUUAAAAUAAACUUAGGAGUAAUACAGAAAACUCUCCCUUUUCCAGGUGAGAGUUGGACACCUGUAUAAAAUUUAAGGUUUUGGUAAGUACCUUAGUUGAUGCAAAGCACAAAGUUGCCACUAUUUUUCCGUCCAACAUGACGUGGAAACGCGUCCUUUCGAUCAACUUUGCUCAAUGAAACUUCUCUUCCUCAUUUUUUUUUUUAAAUGCUGUCCUUAGAUCUUGAUCAAGUCUGUGUUUAACUUUUGUUUUCAAUGAGAAACCAUAAAGUAGCAUCCAAGUUGUUUGGUGGUUUGUUGAGAAGGCGAUUUCAAAAUAAACAGUUUCCAAAAAAAACGU
Molecule: messenger RNA, 2985 nt
Organism: Erinaceus europaeus (western European hedgehog)
Lineage: Eukaryota; Metazoa; Chordata; Mammalia; Eulipotyphla; Erinaceidae
Gene: FBXO28
Product: F-box protein 28
Exons: 5
Coding region: 42-1154 (370 amino acids)
Biological process (GO): protein polyubiquitination
Molecular function (GO): protein binding
Source: RefSeq, a predicted model, not a curated record